AUGGACUCUUACGCACAAGCAAUGGGACAAUCCCCAUUUUUCUACUACAACCCAGACCCAAAAUCAGACAACCGUCAACAUGGUCACUUCUCUCAACAACCAAGCCAUAUGCAUAUGCCUAUGUAUCACCAACACGCUCAAACCCUCCCAUCGACACCAAUGUACUCCAGACCAAACUCGUCGUCUUCGCAGCCUCCAAUGCAGCAGAAGAUCUUCAACUCUGGAUACCUUGGACACAUGACACCAAUGUCCUCCCCACGCCCAAUGUAUCAAAAACCCACCAUAUUGAUUCAAGACCAUUCCCCAAGACUGAUCUUAGAUUCGGAAAACGAGCACGACAUGUAUUAUUACCCAGCAACUCCACCACUUUCAGCAUCUUGCAGUGUCAUGAGCAGUCCGUCGAGCUGUGACAUUCUACCCACUCCAGUUAACAGUGUAUUUUUUGGUGCUGAGAGUUUCGAGGGUGUUAAGGAAGGAUGUGAAGGUGAGGUUCAAUCGGAGAAUCUUGCCGGUGAAUGGGCUCGUUGCGGGUCUCCACCUAUGACACCAGUGUUCAUCCACCCAAAUUCGCUUAGCUCGCACGCUAAUGAACUCCUGUCUGCCACUUCUUGCCCUUCGCUUUCACCUUCUCCUUCCCCUUAUCCUCGCUCCGUCACCUCUGAACAAUCCGACUUCGACUUCUGCGAUCCAAGAAAUCUCACAGUUGGUUCCUCAAUUUUACCUCCGACUUCAAACCCAAUUUUGACUUCGGGUCGCGAAUUCUCCACUUUACCAACCCUCUGUGCAGCUGAAGAAGAAGAACAUCAAUAUAUGUUAGGGGGUAGUGACGCAUUCGCCAAAAUCGAAACACGUGCGAAUACCUUUGAUUUCACAACAACCACAACAUCCAACCACAGUCUUCCUACUUUUGAUCACAUUUCCGAGCUCGAUUCUGAAGACGAAUUUGUUAACGGUCUUGUGAAUUUCCCUUCUACCGAUAACGUUCAAUUCUUUGGUAACAAGAGACAACGCACUAUAUCUGAUCUCGUUUCCCCUGAAUCAGAGACAUUCAUCAGUGAGGACGAUUUUGAAGAUUUUGAGGAUCUCGAGACCGAAAGAUUUGCAGUUGCCUGCCUUCCAAGCCCACCUGCUUCAGGCUCUGAAGCCGAACCCAAGAAGGAAAAACGUACCAAGAAGUCAAAGAUCGUUCAUUGCGACGAAGAUAGCUCGGAAUUUGAUUCUAUGGUCCGAUCCCGCAAAUUCACUGUCCCAAUGAAUAACUUAUCGGGCGCUCAGCCACAAGAGACUUCUGCCGACCACCAACAAACAUCCACCGCACCAAGUCAAUCCGGUUCUUCAGAAAGCAACAACAUGAUGGGUUCAUCAGGAUCAGACGCUGCCAACACUCAUCAAGCACCAGUCAACCGUCGCGGUCGCAAGCAAUCCUUGACUGAGGACCCUUCCAAGACCUUCCACUGCAAGCUUUGCAACAGACGUUUCCGCAGACAAGAACACUUGAAACGCCAUUACAGAUCCCUCCACACUCAAGAAAAGCCAUUCGAGUGCCACGAGUGCGGUAAGAAGUUCUCCCGCAGCGACAACUUAUCUCAACACUCCCGCACUCACGGAAGUGGUGCUAUUGUCAUGGGCGUAUUGGAAGAUGGCGAGGUUCCUGGCGACAUGGAAUCUGGCAGCGACGGAGAGCAAAUCAGAGCCCUUGGCUCCGCACUCUUUACUGCAGCCGCGGGUGCAUCUGGCAGUGAAAGCAGCGGUACCGAUAGUGAGUCCGAUAGCCAAUCCCGCAAGAAGCGCAAGAGAUCCGAGUAA
Botrytis fragariae is the source of this 1806-nucleotide messenger RNA. Its product is annotated as putative cutinase g-box binding protein. Gene Ontology annotation, biological process: regulation of transcription by RNA polymerase II. The coding region runs from base 1 to 1806 and encodes 601 amino acids. NCBI's taxonomy places the organism in Eukaryota, Fungi, Ascomycota, Leotiomycetes, Helotiales, Sclerotiniaceae. Gene Ontology annotation, molecular function: DNA-binding transcription factor activity, RNA polymerase II-specific; RNA polymerase II cis-regulatory region sequence-specific DNA binding. The transcript is spliced from 2 exons. The record is from RefSeq and is a predicted model, not a curated record.